This is a messenger RNA of Pseudophryne corroboree (corroboree frog), 2214 nucleotides long. Its product is annotated as oocyte zinc finger protein XlCOF8.4-like. Gene Ontology annotation, molecular function: RNA polymerase II cis-regulatory region sequence-specific DNA binding; DNA-binding transcription factor activity, RNA polymerase II-specific. The record is from RefSeq and is a predicted model, not a curated record. Bases 256 to 1656 code for a protein of 466 amino acids. The transcript is spliced from 7 exons. Gene Ontology annotation, cellular component: nucleus. Lineage: Eukaryota; Metazoa; Chordata; Amphibia; Anura; Myobatrachidae. Gene Ontology annotation, biological process: regulation of transcription by RNA polymerase II.
AUCACUAGAGUAACCAACUGUACCGACUAUCAGUGUCCUCAUAUGUGCGGCGGCCAUUUUCCUGUAGUCUCUAAUACAUGAUAGGUUGCCAAAUCCUCUGAGAGUGACGCAGAAGAGGGGGCGGAGUUAGGGAGUCCUCAGCCGCCAUUCUGGAGAUCCUCAUUACUACAAGAGAUAAUUACGUAGUGUGGAUCCAGAGAGUCUUUUUUUUUUUUUUUUAGAGAUUGUGAAACGCGUCCUGCAUAAUCACUGAAGAUGGACAAGAACCGGAGUCACACAACAGAGAGUAUACUAAAUAUCACCCUAAAGAUCAUCUACCUGCUGACUGGGGAGGAUUAUACAGUAGUGAAGAAGACAUCUGGUGACCAUCUGACACCCCUCAGUUGUGCCUCCAUCACUGUGUCUCCACUGCACUCAAUGAAACAUGACAGAGACAAUGACCAGAAGAUCCUGGAACUCACCGACAAGAUCAUUCAGCUGCUGACUGGACAGGAGGGGGAGUAUAUAGAGGAACACAGGGGUCUGUACAAGGAUGAGAUGAUGGAAAAUCACCGGCCCCUCACAUUAUGGGAUGGAACCAGUAACAGAGAUACCCCAGAGAGAUGUCCCCAUCCUCUGUAUUCUCAGGACUGUACAGAGGAGAAUCGCAGGACCCCACAGGAGUAUCAGGUUGAAGGUCUGACUUAUAUUAAAGUAGAGGUUACAGAGGAUGAAGAAGAGACAUAUAUGAAGGGUGUUCGUCAAUGUAAAGAGGAAGAAAUCCCUAUAGAUAUCAGCACAGCAGAUGGACAAAGGGACAGGAAUACCUCGGAGGGACAUCUAACUUUGUUUCCAGAUUUUAAAUCAGAAAAGAACAAGACAGAAGAUUCUGCAGGGGAAAAUCCAAUUUCACCAAUUAUGCAUCCAGAACAUCAUUGUGCAGAUGUAUCAUCUGAUCCUUCUGACAACGAGGAGUGUUCCAUUAAUUCAGAUGUUGGUACACAUAGUGCAGAUCCUACAGAUGCUACAGUCUUUCCCUCUUCUGAAUGUUUUAAAUCCUUUAAUAACCAGUCAGCCUUUAUUAGACAGAAGUGCAAAUACAAGUGCUCUGAGUGUGGGAAAUGUUUUACACAGAAAUCAAAUUUUGUUAUACACGAGAGAAGUCACACAGGCGAGAGGCCAUUUUCAUGUUCUGACUGUGGGAAAUGUUUUACACAGAAAUCAUAUCUUGUUAGACAUCAGAGAAGUCACACAGGUGAGAGUCCAUUUCUGUGCAAUGAGUGUGGGAAAUGUUUUACACAGAAGUCGAAUCUUGUUACACAUCUGAAACAUCACACAGAUAAACCAUUUUUGUGUACUGAGUGUGUGAAAUGCUUUACAUACAAAUCAGAUCUAGUGGCACAUCAGAGGAUGCACACAGGUGAGAAGCCAUUUAAAUGUUCUCAGUGUGGGAAAUGUUUUACGCGGAAGUCAAAUCUCGUUAUACAUCAGAGAAAUCACACAGGCGAGAGACCGUAUGCCUGCUUUAGGUGUGAGAAAUGUUUUACACAAAAAUCUGCUCUUCAUAUACAUCAGAGAAUUCACACAGGUGAGCGGCCAUUUCCAUGUUCUGAAUGUGAAAAAACUUUUACACAGAAGUCAAAUCUUGAUAAACAUCUAAGAAGGACGCACAAAUAAGAAACCGUUUUCAUGGUCUAAGUGUGGGAGAAGGCUCACACAUAAAUCUAUCCUAUGGUUUAGAACGGCGAGUAAUAGUUGUUAGCUUAUUCCCAUGUCCAUCUUUUUGUUGUAUGUUACACUUGAUCGUCCUUACAAAAUUCUGAAGUUGCGGAUGUUUUUGUGCAAUAGAAUGUGUUGCCUAGGAGCAACAGAGAGAGGAAUGUGAUAGUUUGAAUGGAAGGCAGGAGGGUUAUAAACGUAGACAAAAAGAAAAGAAAGAAGACUUUUUUGGCCUUUUUUUUUUUUUUAAAUAUAACAGGUGUUUCUGUAUGAAAUUAAUAUGUUAUGAUUUUUGUGUUAUGCUACUAGAUGUGCAGACGCUUCCCCACCUGUUACACUCUUUUUGGCUACAGUAGUGCCGGAUACUGCGAACUCUUUUUAGUUUUGUGCAAACUUAACAAAUCUUGGGGUUCUUUUCUAUUAUGCUAUGAAAUUAACUGUAAUAGGCGUAGAAUCCGCUUUACCGUUAUUAGUAGUUUGUAGCAUAUUGUGUAAAUAAAGUUUUGAUACAAUUUA